Magallana angulata is the source of this 1524-nucleotide messenger RNA. RefSeq lists its product as uncharacterized. Gene Ontology annotation, molecular function: UDP-glucose 4-epimerase activity. The transcript has a single exon. The record is from RefSeq and is a predicted model, not a curated record. Bases 64 to 1251 code for a protein of 395 amino acids. Gene Ontology annotation, cellular component: cytosol. Lineage: Eukaryota; Metazoa; Mollusca; Bivalvia; Ostreida; Ostreidae. Gene Ontology annotation, biological process: beta-D-galactose catabolic process via UDP-galactose, Leloir pathway.
AAUCAGACUUUAGAAACACCCUCUACAUUUCAUACGCGCACACUAUUUUUAGCUGCGGGUAUCAUGAACGGCGGAGCGGUUUCUUGGCCAGCGCCGAAAAGUUUGGUCAUUCUGAUCUUGCUGUUGUACACAAGGAUACUCGACUGUAAAACUUUGGCAAAGAGUGCACCACAAGCUUUAGUGUUUGGAGGCAAUGGCUUACUUGGAGCAAGCACAGUCGAAAAGCUUCUGGUGGGAGGAUUCCACGUCACCACAAUCAACAGAGGAAACUGGUACUGGGAUUCUGGCAUCAAAAUCAAGCCACGUGUACAUCACGUCACCUGUGAUCGUCUGCUAUCUCUCAAAUCCUGCAAAGAGAUCGCAGCGCUAUCGAAAUCAAAGUUUGACGUGGCAGUUGAUUUUAGUGGUUACCACCGAUUUCAAAUUCAAGAAGUCUUUGAUAUUUGGCAGGACAGAAUAGGACUAUAUAUUUACAUUAGUUCUGACUCGGUGUUUGAGGUGUGCAACAAAAGCCACGAUGGAUACUCCCGAGAAACUGAUGCCGUUAGACCAAACAAUGUUCUUAUACGGGAAGAGUAUGCAAAGAAAGAUAGCUAUGGUCAUAGAAAACUGUUAUGCGAAGAGGAGCUACAGUUCCAGAAUAUGAAAUGGGGAGUACCGUUUGUGUCCCUGAGAUUACCUGACGUCAUUGGCCCCCGGGACAACACGUACAGGUGGUGGAUUUACCAGCUGAUGAUCCGCCUAUAUCCUCAUUUGAACUCCGAUAUCAAAUUACCCAGAUCUUUUUGCGAGAAGCCGUUAAGUUUAGUACAUUCCGAUGACGUAGCUGAGGUCAUAUUCGACUUAUGUUCACAAAAUCCAGAAAAGUUUGCUCACGGAAAAGCUUAUAACUUAGCAUUCAAGGAAAAUCCAAGUCUCUUUGAGUUGCUUGAUUUGAUGAAGUCGGAGCUUGAAAUGCCGGAUGUUCCAGUGACGUGUGGCGAAGAGCCAGGGGUUCACCUCUAUCCAUCGGUGACCCUAGGGCCAGUGAAUACAUCUCUGGCCGAGCGGGAACUGAGCUGGAACCCCAGCCCGCUCACCGAGACCGUGAAAGAACUAGUAAUCUUUUACGAGUCCGCAUCUCGCAAUCCAGAAUUCAGAAGAGAGCAGGAGGGAAUGUUGAAUUCAGCACACAUUGCCAGAAACCAACAAGACAUGUCCAAAGCUUUCAACAAGGUGUAUUUGACUUUGUCCAUGAGAGACGAGCUGUGAGUCGGCGAGAUAUGCCAAUAAGUGUGUGUCAACAAUAUGGGAACAUUAAAAAUAUUUUUUUUUGCUCAGAGAGAGAGCAAGAGAGAGAGAGCAAGAGAGAGAGAGAGAGAGAGAGAGAGAGAGAGAGAGAGAGAGAGAGAGAGAGAGAGAGAGAGAAUGAAUCAUUGAUCUGUUAUAUAGUGUCUAAUCUAUCAACAUUCAGCAUAGCUUUGCUUUUGAAACUUAGAUAUGUUUUCUAAGUUGAAUAUUUUUUUUUGUCAAUAAAUGAUUCGA